UUGCAUCGUGGAUGCCAGACGAGAGAGGCUGCAUUGUUGCGGAUUCCGAGAGGUUGAUGUUGGUUGGAGCGAGCGCUCCCUGGUGGCCGUGACCGCGAGAAGAGAGAACAGCAGCAGGAGCAGGAGCAGGAGCAGGAGGAGCAGCGUGCGAGUGAGUGGAAGCGGAGGAGGGGGAAUGGCGGUGCUGGUGGAGGCAGGGGUGGUAGUUGGGUGCGCGGCCCAGCUGGCCCAGACUGUCGCCUCGUCGCUCUCGGCGUCGAGCUCCAAUGCGCCCCGCGUGGUGGGCAUGGGCGUGCGCUGCCUGCCCGUCGCUCGUGGCCUCCGAAUCGACGCAUCCAGGACGAAAUUGGCGUCGCUGGGCCCUUCGCAGAGCUCCGUCCGGGCGCAGAGGAGAGGGAUUGUCUGUGAAGCCCAAGAAACUGUCACCGGAGUGGCAGGAGUUGUCAAUGAAACCACAUGGAAGGAACUUGUAUUGGAAAGUGACAUCCCCGUACUGGUCGACUUCUGGGCACCCUGGUGUGGCCCCUGCCGCAUGAUUGCCCCUCUGAUUGACGAAAUAGCGAAGGCGUAUGCUGGCAAGGUGAAGUGCUUGAAACUGAACACAGAUGAGAGCCCUGGCAUUGCUACAGAGUACGGCAUUCGUAGUAUUCCCACCGUCAUGGUGUUCAAGGGCGGAGAGAAGAAGGAUACUGUCAUUGGAGCUGUGCCCAAGUCUACAUUGACCUCAACUCUAGAAAAGCACUUGUAGUAAGUAUGCAACGUGUUGAUACAUUGGUGGAGGGGACUUAUGUUCGGAAUUUUUAUUACAAAUAGUUGUGUAUGUUAACUUUUAUAGAAUCAAUUGAGUUAAUACUUUCACCCUCAUCCUCAUUGUGAAUAGUCUGGCAUUGGAUCAAAUCUUCAUUGAAUGCCAUGACUGCUUAAAUUGUAAUGGGAAACGGCUGGGAUCCACUGGCGUCAUUUUUUCAUGCCA
Molecule: messenger RNA, 973 nt
Organism: Physcomitrium patens
Lineage: Eukaryota; Viridiplantae; Streptophyta; Bryopsida; Funariales; Funariaceae
Cellular component (GO): cytoplasm
Molecular function (GO): protein-disulfide reductase activity
Source: RefSeq, a predicted model, not a curated record